GUGACAGGAAGCUCUGUGUUGUGUAAAAUAAUCCGACCCUGAAAUCCUGACCUGUAAUUUAACUCUCCAUUUCCUCAGUGUUCCUCAUGUAAAUCAUUUACACACACACUUUCACUGAACUCUCACUCUUCUGGACAGGAAAAGAGAAACGAGUGGGAAACGCCUUGAACACACCCCGGGGCACGCGCGCGCGCGCACACGGAGUGCUGAUAUUUUAGUGCUCCAGUUUCGCUUUCUCUCCGCUGGAAAACACACACACACCCCUUCUGUCUGCGUUUCGGACGAGUGAGUGAGAGAUGGAGGAUCGAGCUCUUCUGCAGAAUAUUAGACGGACUCCUAAACUGAGUCUCCCAGUUCUGAUAAUCUCCAAACUGGUGGCCAUUGCAUUACCUGUUGCUCAGCUCGUCAUUGGUGUGCUAUACCUGGAUGCAUGUCCUCGUCAGCCCCUGAUACCGAUCUACCUGUUGGUCUCAGGUGUGUUUGCUCUUGUGCUGGUUGUGUUGUCCUGUCUCCCUUGCAUUCAGGAGGAGGAGAAUGGGGGCGGAGCCAUCAGCACCUUAUGCACCACCUGGAACUCCCUCAUUACACUCUUCCUGUUCUGCUGGUUUAUUGCAGGUAACGUCUGGGUUUAUUCCAUCUAUGAGCCAGAUUAUGACCCGAAAGUGGCGCUACACUGCGAUAAGACUCUCUACCUUUUCGCCUUCUGGACCGUCACACUUGUCUACAUCAUGAUCGGCCUGAUCAUCACCGCCGGCUGCUGCGUCAUGGUGUGUGUGUGUGUGUGCGGUCGAGGAGGAAUCUCCAGCAGCCUCACCGAUGACGUCUAAUAGAUACGUUAGAUAUUUCAUGACACACACACACCUCUCAUACACACACACACACACACACACACACACACACACACACACACACAGUUCUACUGAGACUGGGGGAGGAAUGGGUCACAUGAUCGUAUCUUUAUGUGCAUAAUGGUGAAUGUUUACACUGAUUUAUUCAUUCACUACUGGUUUAUAAUCAACACAUGUAAUGCUGAUUAUAAUAAAAAGUGUUGUAUAA
This is a messenger RNA of Ictalurus punctatus (channel catfish), 1056 nucleotides long. Its product is annotated as transmembrane protein 272. Bases 297 to 827 code for a protein of 176 amino acids. The transcript is spliced from 6 exons. The record is from RefSeq and is a predicted model, not a curated record. NCBI's taxonomy places the organism in Eukaryota, Metazoa, Chordata, Actinopteri, Siluriformes, Ictaluridae.